Messenger RNA from Rhodamnia argentea, 1590 nucleotides. RefSeq names its product tyrosine N-monooxygenase-like. The record is from RefSeq and is a predicted model, not a curated record. The coding region runs from base 1 to 1590 and encodes 529 amino acids. Gene Ontology annotation, molecular function: oxidoreductase activity, acting on paired donors, with incorporation or reduction of molecular oxygen; monooxygenase activity; heme binding. NCBI's taxonomy places the organism in Eukaryota, Viridiplantae, Streptophyta, Magnoliopsida, Myrtales, Myrtaceae. The transcript is spliced from 3 exons.
AUGAUCUCCGUCAAUUCUAUGGCCCUACUCUUCAUAGUUCUGAUCCUUUUCCUUAUGCACAUAAUGAAAUUAAAGUUCUGGAGUAUCCACAACAAUGGAAAAUGUAGUGCCCCAACUUCCCCCGGUCCUUCCCCGUGGCCCAUCAUUGGCUGUGUACCCGAAAUGCUGCGGCAAAAGCCAACUUUCCGGUGGAUACAUCGCCUGAUGAAGGAGAUGGACACCAACAUUGCAUGUAUCCGGCUGGGCAAUGUUCACGUCAUUCCCGUGACGUGCCCUGAAAUCGCCCGAGAAUUCCUCACGAAGCACGAUGCCAAAUUUUCAUCUAGGCCUCCUUCGAUGGCAUCACGAACGUGCAGUGGCGGAUAUCUCACAGCAAUUCUAACUCCUUAUGGCACUCAAUGGAAGAAAAUGAGGAGAGUUCUAGUUUCAGAAAUAAUUUCGCCUGCAAGACAUCGUUGGCUCAAGGAUAGAAGAACCGAAGAAGCGGACAAUCUGGUUAAGUACAUCUACAAUCGAAGCAAAAGCUUGAGCCAAACUGUAAAUGUGAGGACCGCCACCAGACAAUACACUGCAAAUGUGACGCGACAAAUAAUGUUUAGUAAAAGAUGGUUCGGAGAGGAAAGGGCAGACGGCGGACCGACCGUUGCUGAGGAAGAGCACGUUGAGGCGGUUUAUACUAUACUUAAGUAUUUAUUCGCAUUUUGCAUAUCUGAUUAUUUUCCUUGGUUGGUAGGGCUUGAUUUAGAUGGUCAUGAAAGGUUAGUUAAAGAGGCUAUCAGCACUGUGAAAAAAUAUCAUGACCCCAUAAUUGACUCGAGGAUCGGAAAAUGGAGGAGGUUCGGCCAUUCGAACGAGGAACCUACCAGCGAUGAGCCUCAUGAUUUGCUUGAUGUUCUGAUUACGCUCAAAGAUUCCGAGGGAAAGCCACUACUUACACUAGAAGAAAUCAAAGCACAAGUGACGGAAAUAAUGUUCGCAAGUAUUGACAAUCCCGCAAACGCAGUUGAAUGGGCCUUGGCCGAGAUGAUAAACCAACCCGAAAUGCUGAAGACAGCAAUGGAUGAAUUAGACAGGGUCGUUGGUAAAGAGAGACUGGUCCAAGAAUGUGACAUCCCACAUCUUAAUUACAUCAAAGCGUGCGCUCGAGAAGCCUUCAGGCUCCAUCCAAUCAGACCUUUCGUCCCUACGCACAUGGCCAUGUCCGAUGCUGUCGUUGCCGGCUACUUUAUCCCAAAGGGAAGUCAUGUGCUGUUGAGUCGUCCUGGUCUCGGGCGAAACCCUAAGGUCUGGAACAACCCACUCGAGUUUCGGCCGGAGCGGCACUUGACUAGUGAGUGCACUGAAGUUCAGCUCACAGAGCCAGACUUACGCUUCAUUUCCUUCAGCACCGGACGGCGCAGCUGCGUGGCUCCGUUGUUUGGGACUGCAAUGACAGUCAUGCUUCUCGCUAGGAUGGUUCAAGGGUUUAACUGGAAAGCACCCCGUGAUGUCACGAGCAUCAACCUUGAUGAGUCCAUCGAAGAUAUGUUUCCCGUUGAUCCGGUCAUUGCUCAUGCCGAACCGCGUUUGCCAUUACAUCUCUAUCCGUGA